AUGGUGGAUAAUCCCUUCUUCAAGAACCAUUUUAGCUACCCUUGCUACUGUUACCCCUACUCUCCCUCUGUCAGACGAGUACCUGUACACCGCCAUACGACGCCGGUUCAGAAGGUCGUGGAGAUCCCUGUCCGCCAUGUCGACUCCGAACCUAGCAGGUUAGACUCUGCUCUUAAGAUACAGCAGGUGUUCAGAGGGAUUUUGGUUAGAAAAAGCGUCAAGAAGAUUGCUGCUAUUAAGAGUGAGGUUAAUGAGAUAGAGAAGAGGAUUUUGAUGAAGGAAAAUGUAGAGAUGAUUCGGAGGGAUUCGAAAGAGAGGUUGAAGGUCAAUGAGAUGCUUAUGAAUUUGCUGUUUAGGUUGGAUUCUGUUCCGGGUGUGGAUUCUGUAGUUAGGGAUUGCAGGAGGACUGUUGUUAAAACGGUGAUUAGGUUGCAGGAGAUGGUUGAUGCGAUUGUUGCUGAUUCUGUUGAUCGAGUAUUGGAAGUAGAAGAAUUAGCCAAGAAUCGUGAAGAAGAUGCCGAUCAAACCCCACAAGAUGGGGCCCUUGACAUGAAAGGUAUUUUUGCUAACUCUGCUUCUAAUUCCAAUUCUUUGGAGAACGCUGUUGAUCAAACUAUGGAAUUGCAAAAUCAUGUUGAAUGUGUACCAAAUUGCGAUUGUGUUGAGAAGAUGCCUGAAGCGUUUGAAGAAACGUCAACACUGCAAAGCCCAGAACAGCAAAACUCUACGAUGGGUUGUGAAAGUCGGGGGAAUGUGGAAUUGGCUGAAGCUGAAGUUGGAGAAAAUGCAAAUGUGGAAGAUGAUGUGUCAGUAUCAGGAAAUGAAUGUGCAGAAAGUGUCGAUUUAAAUCGAGAAGAAAGCCAAGCGGAUUCCUCUGCAGACCCCGAGGAUGAUUUAUGGGGAAAUCAUGAAAAUGCUGUAGCUGAACACAAGGAAGAACAUGUGAAAGAGCAAUCUUAUGGUGUCAAAGAGGAAGUAAGCAGAAAGAACAGAGACCUAGUGGAGAGGAUAAUGGAGGACAAUGAGAAAAUGAUGGGAUUGAUGACGAAGUUUUUUGAGAGGAAUGAGAUGCAAACAAGAUUGUUGAGGUCACUAUCACAGAGGGUUGAGCAGCUGGAGAGGGCUUUAAUGUGUAAAAGGUCAAAGAGAAACAAGCGCAGAGGAAUGCUGGUGGCUUGGCGGACUGUUUAG
Molecule: messenger RNA, 1191 nt
Organism: Hevea brasiliensis (rubber tree)
Lineage: Eukaryota; Viridiplantae; Streptophyta; Magnoliopsida; Malpighiales; Euphorbiaceae
Exons: 1
Coding region: 1-1191 (396 amino acids)
Biological process (GO): protein folding
Cellular component (GO): plasmodesma
Molecular function (GO): protein-folding chaperone binding
Source: RefSeq, a predicted model, not a curated record